Molecule: messenger RNA, 1143 nt
Organism: Arachis ipaensis
Lineage: Eukaryota; Viridiplantae; Streptophyta; Magnoliopsida; Fabales; Fabaceae
Source: RefSeq, a predicted model, not a curated record
CCCUAUAAUGAACCGAGUCCGACCCAAAUAGCAAAUUUGGUGAAGCAAUCAAACUAACCCAAACCAAGCUUCGUUGUCUCUUGGCCUGGGUCAGGUAGUCGAGAACUGAAACUGAUGAUUGUAACUGCAUAACAGGAUUGGGACUUCGGAGGAGGUACCAUUUCAGAAGCUAAAAAUGGUUGAAAAGAGAUUAAGCAUAACCUUAACAAUAACAUUCGCUGCUAUUUCCUUUUCCACUGCAAUCUCUGCUGUCCAUGUUCUGUUAGCAUAUGUCUUGAGUAAAAAAUGUAAGGGUUUGAAGUCCAAGAUUCUUGAGCUAGAGGCAUCUCUCAAGUCUUCCUUAGAUAAAUGUGCCUCUGAAAAGACCUUGAGAAAAGUACUAUCACAACCUAAAUAUGAAAAUCUGAAGCUGACAUAUUACCCUAUGGCAUCGAUUGGUACCAUCUGCUCAUGCUUCUCUACGAGGAAUUGGACACCGAGGCAACCGUUACUUGUACCACUUGCUAGAGCCUGUUUGGUUUUUUAUGCCACUCGUGUUCUGCUAGCAUCUCUUGAGGGUCAAGCUGAAUAUUCUCAUUGCUGGGUUUUAUAUAUAUUUCAUUUAAAUACAGAUCUUGAGAAACUAUGGAAGCAUCCAUCUCAAUCAGGGUUUAAGGCAAAGGUGGGAGUUCUGAGACUUAAAGGAGGAAGAAUGGGAGUGUUCGCCACACGAUCCCCAUAUCGUCCAUGUCCCAUUGGACUUACAGUUGCAAAGGCCAAUAGAAGAUUAAAUUCAAAAGCUUUCAGCUUUUACACUAGCUUUUCUGCCUCUCACAGUAAAGUUAUUCUCUAAGAAAAGGUUCAAGGACCAUUUUUUCAAGUCAAAAGAUACACAAGUACACAGCUAUCAAGCAUGCAGCAGAAGCUUGACGAUCUUUGUGAGCAGUUAAAUAGCACUCAAGAGCUCUCAACUGCUGCCUUCAACAAAUUAUCAAACAAGGAUGGAGAAUUGCAAUCGAGUGAGGCGUUUGACACUGAGAAAAUCAAGUUUGUUGAUUGUGGUUGUUGGCAUUGUGAACAACAUUAUGACCUUUCCAAUGAAUUGAUGAUUAUGAAGCUCUUCUGUUUACUCAACAUUUUAUGACACUGUUUUGAUUAUUCGCU